Trichoplusia ni (cabbage looper) is the source of this 1139-nucleotide messenger RNA. RefSeq names its product 3-hydroxyacyl-CoA dehydrogenase type-2 (gene scu). Gene Ontology annotation, molecular function: estradiol 17-beta-dehydrogenase [NAD(P)+] activity. The coding region runs from base 221 to 988 and encodes 255 amino acids. Gene Ontology annotation, cellular component: mitochondrion. The transcript has 6 exons. The record is from RefSeq and is a predicted model, not a curated record. NCBI's taxonomy places the organism in Eukaryota, Metazoa, Arthropoda, Insecta, Lepidoptera, Noctuidae. Gene Ontology annotation, biological process: androgen metabolic process; fatty acid metabolic process; estrogen metabolic process.
UCAAAACAGCAGGCAAGAGCCGGCUUUGAAAAAAUAAAGUUUAUUAUUGAUAAGCGUAAUGAAUAAUGAUAAGUUUUAACUCAUAAUGGAUUCAAUCCAAUAGGCAAUCAAAAACGAUUACGUAAUCUCUAAAGUUCAAGACGUAUCAUUACAGGAUUUAUAUCAGUAUAAUUAAAUCUUUGAUAUAGGUCUAACCUAAAAGCAGUUUAUCAAUAAAAAAAUGUUCAAAGGUCUAGUUGGUUUAGUAACUGGAGGCGCCUCAGGUCUGGGCCGAGCUACAGUGGAGCAAUUGCUGAAACAGGGUGGCCGAGUAGUAAUAUGCGACCUGCCUUCGAGUCCGGGACAGGAAACAGCUAAACAACUAAAAGAAAAUGUUGCAUUUGUACCAAUAGACGUAACUUCUGAGAAAGAUGUGAAGAAUGCUCUGCAAACCACUGUUGACAAGUUUGGCCGAUUAGAUGUAGUUGUAAAUUGUGCUGGUGUCGCUACUGCAACAAGAGUUUACAACUUCAAAAAGGAACAACCUUUUGAUUUGAAGAGCUUCCAAAGAACUAUUGAGGUAAACCUAAUAGGAACAUUCAAUGUUAUCCGAUUGGCGGCAGGACUUAUUGGGAAGAAUGCUCCGGACGCCGAUGGUCAACGAGGAGUCAUCAUAAAUACUGCCAGUGUUGCUGCAUUUGAUGGACAGAUUGGUCAAGCUGCUUAUUCAGCAUCAAAGGCUGGUGUAGUGGGUAUGACAUUACCCAUUGCAAGAGACCUCGCCAAGCAGGGCAUCCGAGUAGUCACCAUUGCACCUGGUCUGUUCCGUACUCCGAUGAUGGAGAUGUUACCUGAACCGGCGAUCAAGAGUCUGGAGGCGACGGUCCCGUUCCCGCCGCGGCUCGGCCACCCCUCCGAGUUCGCUCUCCUCGUACAGAGUAUUAUACAGAACCCUAUGCUCAACGGUGAGACCAUACGUCUCGACGGCUCGCUCAGGAUGCAGCCCUAGGUACUGUGCCCCACAGACUAUGUUGUAAAACUGUAUUUAGUUCUCAAAGACACACUUCUUUGAUUUUGGGUAUUUGUAGUUGUAGUAAGUCUUGUACAUUCUAUUUUACGAGUACAUAUUAUAUGUUAUAAAAAUAAAUUUUAUCUACAUA